UCAAACUCCUCGCUGUCAAAUGCCUCCUUCGUCCUUGCGGCUCUCACGGCCGGAGGCGGCGCCAUUGGAUAUGCUAAGACUGGCUCUGUUCCCUCAAUUGCCGCCGGUUUUCUUGUUGGCUUCUUGUACGGCGCCGGAGGAUAUCGCAUUGCCAACGGCCAGCCUUACGGCAUUGAGCUGAGCCUUCUUGCCUCGGCUGUCUUGGGAGCUUCAGCCAUCCCUCGGGCGAUCCGCCUCAGGAAGCCUGUGCCCAUCUUCCUCAGCAUCCUGUCGACCUAUGGUCUUCUCACUUUCGGUUCUGCGCUGCGCAGGGCCUAG
Trichoderma reesei QM6a is the source of this 318-nucleotide messenger RNA. RefSeq lists its product as uncharacterized. The transcript is spliced from 2 exons. The record is from RefSeq and is a predicted model, not a curated record. The annotation marks the transcript as partial. NCBI's taxonomy places the organism in Eukaryota, Fungi, Ascomycota, Sordariomycetes, Hypocreales, Hypocreaceae. Gene Ontology annotation, cellular component: membrane.